Molecule: messenger RNA, 1741 nt
Organism: Lacerta agilis (Sand lizard)
Lineage: Eukaryota; Metazoa; Chordata; Lepidosauria; Squamata; Lacertidae
Gene: FAM174B
Product: family with sequence similarity 174 member B
Exons: 3
Coding region: 219-668 (149 amino acids)
Source: RefSeq, a predicted model, not a curated record
CAGGGGCCCUCUUGGCGCCCAGGCCCAUCUGCUGCCCGUUCCUUCCUGGACGCGGCUCCUCCUCUGCCCGCCCCUUCGCGUGCCCUGAUCCGGCUCAUCGGGGACGAGAAGCGGUGGGAGGCCGGGCAGCAGGCGGAAGCGAGGAAGGAAGGACGCGCAGCUGCUCUGGCUACCAGCUGAGUCCGCUUCUGCCUGCUCCUCUCCCGGGCCCGGCCACGAUGCGCACCUUCCCGGUGGCGGCGUCGGGCGCCGUGGCGGCGGCCCUGCUCUGGCUCUCGCUCCUGUUCGUCCUACCCGCCUUGGCCGCCGUGGCUCCUCCGCCCAGCGUCGCCGCUGCCUCUUCCUCGGGCUCCAUCUCCAACAGCAGCCGCCCGGGGCUCUCGGAGCCGCCGGCCGGGAACCGCAGCGAGGGCGCCCGGCGGAGCCCCAUGUGGGCUCUGAUGCGGGACUUGCCUGCGCUCAAGGCCGCCGUCAUCGGGGCUUGCGCCGCCAGCGUCGGGCUCAUCGCCUGCCUGCUCCUCCGCGUCCUCAGGUCUGGCAGGAAGAUUAAAAAAACCCGCAAGUAUGACAUCAUCACAACUCCAGCAGAACGGGUGGAAAUGGCCCCCUUAAAUGAAGAUGAUGAGGAUGAUGAAGAUUCCACAGUGUUUGAUAUAAAAUAUAGGUGAGGCUGUUGCACAAGGCUCAUCAGGAUGGAGGUCUCCUGUCAAGAACCUUGCAAGAACCUUGGCAACAGAGGGGAGAAGGAAGACAGAAUCUUAGCAUCAACAAAACUUGCAAUUUUCCACUGUUACAAAUAUACAUACAUGAUUUAUGAUGGAUUUUGACAAGAGACAGCUGAGCAUCGGGCAUAUACAUUACUACUAUGUUCCUGGGUACCAGGUUGGAAGAACUGGAGGUGGUUUUCCUUCUGGACUGCUUUUCAACUGGAAAAAACCCCCCUCUCUUUUUGUUUUGUUACAGAUUUGGUUACCUGCAAUGAACUGCAGAUUAGGUUUGUAGGCCAACCCAGAGCCCUAGUUAUUAGGAGUGCCAGUUUUGUUCGAAGGCACCCAGGCUAACCAACAAACACUCUGCUCAGAAGCGCUAAACUUAGGCGGAUGGUUGUUCUCUCUGCACCUAAAACGCCUGGCAUCGUGUGGUUCUGGGCUGGCGGCAACCUCUGCUCAUCUCACGGAAGCUCAGGACUUGUGCAAACUCUGCUGAAUUGAUUGAACCUGUGUAUUGAUGUGUGAAUGUUUGUGUGUUUUGCUUUUUUGUGGGUGAGAUGUGGGCCGUUGUGAUGACUUGCUACUACUACUGAUAAAAAUUGCACUAAUCAUCUGCUCUUGCAAUAAGGCUCUCUGCCUUCUCUCUAAGGGGGUAUCUCCACAAUCCUCUGGGGAGGGCAAACUCUGAGAAGCAGGGGGAGGAAAACCCAGCCAGUUCAGGAGAGGAAAGAUAUUUUUGGCAGCCCCUUGCUCCUCUUUCCCUAUUCCAGAGGAAGUCAAACCUUCCUGCCUGGGGCGGGGCUCACCUGUGACCCUGUGGAUGUUGUUCUGACCGUUGGCUGUGCUGGCUGGGGCUAAAGGGAGUUGGGAGUCCAGAAACCUCUGGAGAACUGCAGGUUCCCCAUUCCUGCUUACACUGAGUGCUGUUUCGUGUCUGUGUCUCCCUCUGCCUGUGAGUCGCCUCUCUCUCAACUCCUCUAUUGUAUUUCAUGACAAUCUGCAGUGAGGCUAUUAAAGAGCAAUUAGGAUAA